AUGGCUUCGUCUCUAGCCCCCGACAACCGCCCAGAUCUUCCAGCUCCUGCUGAUGGGGAUACUGCCAACGACCCUUUCGUUACCGACUCGUCUUCAUCCGCCCAUUACCGGUUCUCCAAUUUCGACCUAGAACUGUUCGCUGCCGGGCCAGGUUCUUCACCUAGACAGGCAAGGAAAGCCCUGGAAGCACAUCUCGCAGAAACAGAUCGUCGUUUAGAUGAGGCAGGGAAAUUGGGCACUUCCCUCGUCGCCCAGCGCAAGCUGUUGGCUGAGCGAUUGCAGGAAGUGCAGAAGCUUCAGGCCGAAGGCGAGCUUGGUCCAGAAUUGCGCAAGAAGCUCGUGGACAUUGAGCGGGAGUAUAAUGACUUAGCCAGGGAGUCUGCUAGGGUAUUUCUUCCUAAACAGAGGGUGCCAAGCAAUGAAGCACACCCGGGCUCGCCCUUUGUGCCAGAAGGGCGAAGCGGAAGGCGUUCUGUGAGCCCCUCCAAGUUCGAAAGCCAGGCCACUGGCUCUCCAACCAAGCUGAGCGUUCCGAAUCGCAAAGUCAGAAAUCAGCCGUCAAAUCGAGUUCACGACAUUGAAUUUGCCGCUGAAAUCAGCACCUCCCUUAUUGCCCAAGUCCGAAAUCUACAAGCGUUACUGUCUGAGCGAGAUGACGAACUCAAGAGUGCUCAAUCGGAAAAGACCAGGCUCGAGAUUGAAUCAGAGAGCCUACAGCAGCGACUCAAAACAUUGGAUGAAAGCGAACAUCGAUACAAAGAGGAGAACUGGAACCUUGAGACUCGCCUCCAAGAGAUUGCCUUGCAGCAAAGAGAUGCAGCGGAUCGUGAGAAGAAGCUCACCCAAGCUUUGAACUUGUCCAAUUCUGAGAAGACAUCGGUCCAGAAAGAGCUAGAUGAUGCCAAACUAUCUCAUUCUAAACUGGCUGAGGAGCAUGCGGCUGCUAUGAAGCACCUUGACAUCGAGAUGGGCACUGCCAAACGCAACAUGGUCAUGGCUGACAGCGAGAGAGCGGCAAUGCAACGCAAGAUUGAUGACUUGACUAACCAGAACCAAGAGCUGGCAAAAGCCUUCUCGUCACAACGAGGACGUACAAUAGACCGAGAGUCACUGUCUGGUUUCAGCGAUGAGGAUUUUGAGACUGCAACAGAUAAUAUCACGCCUGAGCACUCGCCACCACCAUCUCCAGUAAAAGGCACACCUCGACACGCAAUGCUCGAGACCGAGACUAUAAAAUCAUCCCUCCAUCACGCGCAGAGAACAAUCCAGAGCCAGCGAAACCAACUCCACCGAGAAAAGACCGAAAAGCUGGAGUUGCGUCGAAUCAUCCAAGACCUGCGAGAUGAUCUGGAGAAGGCGAGAGGUGAUGCAGGCGCCCCUUCCAAUUCUCGUCGUAACCGCAAGAUAGACUCAAAAGAAUUCAAGAAGCCUGCUCGCCUUCUGGGAACCCUUCGGUCCAGCAAACAAGAGAUCAUGAUGGAUGAUCCCGAUUGGGAGGAUAACGCUGAUAUGUUGCCGCCGGGUCCCUCGGCGAGUGGAUUCCGUCGCAAUGUGGAGGGAUCACAUCCGACUGACACGAGCGAUCACUUCGAGACGGCCAAUGAAGCUAGCGAGUCUGCCUUUGAGACUGCCAAUGAACGUGCUACUGAGACGGAGGACUUCGAGACCGGAAACGAAGCAUUGUCUGGCGAUGACGACGACAAUGAGACGGAGACUGAAAGCGCUUCUAGAGGGUUCGGUCGGAUGAAGCGCCCGCCUAGCCUCCCUGCUGGUUUAGCAAGAACAGGCAGCCGGGACUCAUUCGACAGUACAGCCUCUACUUCAGCAGAUGAAGAUGAACUCGCCGAUUUGCGUACGCCAACAGGUACUAUAUCAUCUCAAAGAAGCCGGUUCAGACUCAAUCGAAACCCGUUUUCUCGCAGCUCGAGGCAGAGCAGCGAAGAACCAAAUAUACGAAGCAGUCCUGCCAGCUACACCAGCGGCGGUACUCCCCAAACGGCUGGCCAGAGCCUCUUCGCGGAGCUUCAAGACUUUGGUAGCGACGAUGAAUCUCUUGGCGCCGCUACUCCAAGCCGGCGAAGUGUCCGAUCUGCUACUCCCGGAUCGGUUCGCCGGACCUUGUCGCCACCUCCCGCUGUUCCAAACUUGCCUAAAGUAGUCAUGGUGGACAGUGGUGUCAUGACUGACCCCGUCAAGAUCACUGCAGAAGUUUUCGAGGAACGUGCUGACAGGCCGGUGUCAAUGGAGUCAGUUGUUCACGCCGGAAACCGGCUGUCUACAUCUUGGCGAACCAGUCGGGGAAUGGAUACAGAUUUCUCUCGCCCAGCGUCCAUGUUCUCAUACAGUGAUGCUAGUAUUCAGUAUGAACAAGAUCUGGAAAGCAAGCUGGCUGAGUUCCCUGUUCCUCCGACCUCCUCACCUCAUGUUGAACCACCCUCACUUGGGUUGUCGCACAUUCAAUCUCAGAACGUGGAACCAAGGGAUGAGAUUACGAUGCCUCCAACACCCCCGACUCUGCAUCUGACUUCUCUUGCUAUGGAGCAUGUCGAGCCUAGAUCUGAGCCUGAACUGGCACAACCCGAAUUGACAUUGUCACAUAUCGCCGCCCAGGCUUUGGAGCCAGUAGUAGAACCCGACACUCCUCGGCCACAACUGACCCUGUCCUCCGUUUUGACCGAAGUCAUAGAGCCGCUGGGCAUUCCACGGCCUGAAAUGACAAUAUCCGGUAUUGUUACUGAAGCGUGGGAACCUAUUCCAGAGCCGAAGACGGAGACCACCAUUGUGGCCCCCGUUGUACCUGUCAGCCCUCGGGAAGUUCAAGCUCCACACAUAGACCUGACCAUGUCUUCUAUACAUGUGGAAGAUCUUGAGCCCAUAGAACAGCCGGUGGUUUUACCAACACCGCCCCGCCUACAGUUCUCGGGAAUCGCCGCACAGAAUGUCGAGCCAGUAUCACUGCCGCCGCCGGCGCAGCCAUCACUUGCUCUAUCAUCGAUCCUCAUGCAACACACACAACCGAUUAUGGAGCCCCCUCCUCCUCCGCCGGCGUUGGCUUUGUCUACAAUUUCUGCCCAGCAGGUGGAGCCUAUGGCGCCCACACCCGACUCGACGACUUUACCAAGCUUUGGCUUCUCCUCCAUCGAAUUUAUCGAGACCCAUCCCACAUCUCCUCGCAGUCCUUGGAGAAAUGCUUUUAUUCUUCCAAGGGAUGAUGACUCUGAAGGCAGAGAGAGCAAUGUUCCAGAGACGCCCACCAAGAAUAUAUUUGGAUCCAUCGCUUCCCGCGGUAAGAAGAGAGACAUUACACCAGUCAUUGCCGAGGACGAUACUCGACAGUCUCCCAUCUCACUAGAUGCCAGUACUCCAGAGUCACAACGGCCAUUUAAAGAGAUUUCUGCCAAUACUAAUUUCCGUCCAGCACGAAAGCAGAGUGUUCCCACCAGUGACCAAGCCGCCCAGACUUCAUUGACUGCCGGGGCUAUCGAGCAGCUUCUCACAAGUGACUCUCAACGCUCUUCUGGGCAUGUGAAGAACUCGUCCGUUGGCUCCGUCGGCACGCCUGACACCACCGGCACAGUUAGAAUCUAUCGCUCACAAGAGAGUCUUGACACGCCUGUUCGUCCUAGAGGCAGGGCAGUGAAUGAGUCUGUACACGAUAUUGGAGCUUUGGUCCGACCAGGAAGUGCAGCGAGUGGCCGAGGCUCACUCCACGAUGCGCCACCGCUACCUUCUAAUCACCGCCAGAUUAUUGAAGCAGCUCGUUCUGGGUCAUCUCACAGCCAACAAACAGCCAGCAUGGGCCCUCCCCUCUGGCCUGCCUCGGCAACGAAACAUCGACCUCAGACCCCAAGUCAACAAGGUCCCAUGUCAUCUGGCCGUGGAACUCCUACGCCACGGGGCGCCCGCAGCGGAUCCAUACAGAACGGAACUGCAGAGAUUAGCGCAUCCGGUAGACUUACAUCGCAUUCCCGACGGUCAUCUGUGUCAUCCUUCGCGUCCGAGCUUGAUACGCGAUUCAACAUACGGCCUGGGGAGAUGGGCAUGCCUCCGACGGGAUUUGGGCCUAAUACUGAUCCUCGUAUGAUUCAAGCAAUCACGCAAACCAUGAUUGGUGAAUUUUUGUGGAAGUAUACUCGAAAGACGGGUCGCGGCGAAUUCUCUGAGAACCGUCACCGUCGCUACUUCUGGGUUCAUCCGUAUACUAGGACGUUGUAUUGGAGCGACAAGGACCCAUCUACCGCAGUUCGCACGGAGCUUAAAGCCAAGAGUGUACCCAUUGAGGCCGUCCGUGUGGUAACGGAUGAUAAUCCAAUGCCACCGGGGCUUCAUCGCAAGAGCUUGAUCAUCAUCUCACCUGGGCGAACCAUCAAGUUCACUUGCACGACUGGUCAACGCCACGAGACGUGGUUCAACGCGCUCUCGUAUUUGUUGCUGAGAACUGGCCAACGUCAACAGACGGACGCAGAAGAGGUUGCCGGGCAAAUGACGCAAGAAGAUAUCGAUGAGUUCAAUCCACAAGUCGGUCGUCGACCAGUUAAUGACGCCGGAUCAAGAGCCGCCCCGUCUCUCUCGUCGUACAAUUCCCGUACAACGCGAACCGAGUCUCCAGCGCUCGGCGUGUCCAUGGACGUUCCAACCCUCACACCGUCUGGCAAUCGCAAACAUGUUUCGACCACAAGCAGCAGAACGUCGACCGGUACUUUCAGCAAACUCAGCGGGUACUGGAGAUCUGGAGCACCGAAACUCUCUGGCACUCUCUCUAGCUUCCGCAGCCGAGGUGCUAGCGGCCAAAACUGGGGCAUUUAUGAAGCAAGUGAAGUGCAUGACAGCGCUGAAGAUCUGCGCGAGAUGAUUGAGCGUCAAGAUCGAGAGGCGGAUCGGCUUGAAAAUGUGAGAGCCUGCUGUGACGGCAAGCAUGAUGUAGGAACUCUGCCGCACAUUUCACGAAGGGGUCGUGGGCAUCCUUCCCACUCUCACCCCGGCCAGUCUGUUAACAACACACCAGUGGCCUCGAUGCGGUCUCGAGCGUAA
Messenger RNA from Metarhizium acridum CQMa 102, 5031 nucleotides. RefSeq lists its product as uncharacterized. The record is from RefSeq and is a predicted model, not a curated record. Gene Ontology annotation, molecular function: tubulin binding; phospholipid binding. Gene Ontology annotation, cellular component: mitochondrion; cell cortex. Gene Ontology annotation, biological process: microtubule cytoskeleton organization; maintenance of protein location in cell cortex. NCBI's taxonomy places the organism in Eukaryota, Fungi, Ascomycota, Sordariomycetes, Hypocreales, Clavicipitaceae.